Molecule: messenger RNA, 1548 nt
Organism: Chrysoperla carnea
Lineage: Eukaryota; Metazoa; Arthropoda; Insecta; Neuroptera; Chrysopidae
Product: centromere-associated protein E-like
Exons: 3
Coding region: 1-1548 (515 amino acids)
Source: RefSeq, a predicted model, not a curated record
AUGAGUAAAGAUGGACAAGACGAUAAAAAUGUAAAUAAUAACCAAAUACAACUGAAUGAUAAUAACAGCAGUAAUAAUCAGGGCCAAAAAGAAAAUACUAGUACUAAUAACGAUGCUAUAACACCAGAGGCAGUUACCUCACCAUCAAACGCUAAUAUAUCAGGUGAGCAAAAUACUUCUCAGAUAAAUAGUGAAUAUGAUAAAGUUUUGGGGGAAGAAGGCACAGCAAAUGAUCCUGUCGGGGUUGAGCAGAACGAAAUAAAUAAUAAAAAGGAACAGUCAUCACUGGGUACUAAUAUAGGCGAUACUCAAGAUAAGGCAGAAAGUGUUAAUGCGAAUAAAGAUUCUACAGAACCUGAUAAGCAAAAUGCAGAUAGUAUAGAUAAGGACCUAAAACAGCUAUUAUCUAGAAUAUAUAAAGGAGAGCCUACACAAAAAUUAGAAGAUGAUCAAGUGAAGAAUGUGCUUGGUGACAUUAAAGCGCAAAUGGCAUCUGCUACUAACAAUUAUGCAGAGUUAGGUAGAUUAGCUGGUGCAUUAGCUUCCCUAGCUGCAAGUACGAAUAAUCCUGAGUUAUUGGCAACAAUUAAAUCUAUGUUAAAUGCGGUGGAAAGUAGAGAGGAAACGGCUAAGGAGGUUAUUCGUAAUGACGCUACUUCAGAUAAUCUAGAAGCACAAGAGCAUCCAGAUCCUGAGAUGAUUUAUAAUGAUCCUAAUUCUUUAACGGAAGAGCAAAAAAGAUUAGCCCGUGGACAGUAUCGUAGUACAGAAGAGAAAGAGCAGCUCGAAAGAGAAGCGUGUCAAGAUAUUGAUUUUGCUAAAAGAACACAUGAAUUACAUAGAGAUUUAAAUCAUGCAAUUGAACAUGAACAUGAACAACUUAAUAUAAUAGCACAAAAGAUAGAAGUUGAGCAAAAUCUCGAAGGCAAAGAUGAAUUGCUACAAAAGAAACAACAAUAUGAAACAAACAUCAGUUUAUACAAAGAAAGAUUAGAGCAACAUAUAAAUCCAGCUAUAGCAGAAUUGGAUUUAGAAAGGGAGAAACUGUUAAAAGUAGUUGAAACACAUCCUGAUUUAGUCAAAGAGCGUAUUAGAACCCAUUUUAAAGGAAAUAUCACGCGAUAUCAAGAAAUAGAGAGUUUAAAAGGUGAAACAAAAGCCAUAAAAGAAAUGGAGCAAUUGAUUAAAAAGGCAGGUCUUGAAAAAGAGCUAAAUGUAAAAAGUAAUGUUGCAGUAGAUUUAUCGCAAUCACCAGUGCCUACUACAUUACCAUCUCCAUCUAAUGUCCCGUAUAACAGUAAACGACAUAACAUAUUUGAAGAAACACUUAAUAUAAGAAGUACAUAUAAAUCAGGAGGUAUACCAAAAGAAAAUUUAAAAGAUAUAAUGUCGCAUUAUGCGGAGCGUAGAAAAUGUGAGGCAGAUGAAGCAUAUAAAACUGAUGUAAUUCUAAGAGAAAUAUCAGAUAAUGCAAAGAAAGAUUCCACUUGGGAUUUAUUUUUAAAUUUUGUUAUAGGCGUAAAAGAGACGGCAUUUUAUGUUACUUAG